AUGGAUUCUUAUACUGAGAUUUGGACAGAGCAAACCAUUGAGGGAUCGGUUCAAGAUUCAACGAAUGACUCUCAGGAUUAUUCUCUUAUUGAAUCCACGGAAGAGAAUGGGGAUAAGAAUGUCGUAUCGCCUACUUCGAUAUCCUGGCUUUGGCAACCGAUAACCUGGUCCUGGUGGGUCAUUUUACAGAUGACAACUGCACUUUUUGGUAUCGUUGGCAACUCUCUUGUCAUCAUAAUCAUUUUUCAAAGACGAAAGAAGAGUAGAUCCACGGACACACUGGUUGGCGCCCUGGCAGUUGCCGAUCUUAUCACGUCGAUCUUUAUGGUGCCGCUGCCACCAACAAAUCGAGUUCCUUCGACUGCACUCGGCAAUUUUUACUGCAAGGUAGUGUACACAUCAAUGUUCAUGUGGGUUUCGGUUACUGCAUCUAUUUUUACACUCACCUUCAUACCCAUUGAACGCUAUAUUGCCGUGGUGUACCCAUUCCGUUGCAAAGAACUUCUAGCUCCAAGACGAAUCUCAAUUGCCAUAAUCUGCCUUUGGUUCACCGCUUUCAUGUUAACUUCGUUCCUGUUUUUCAUCUCGACUGUUGACCCAUCUGCAGCGCAGUGCAGAGUGAUUUAUCCCAGAAGGUUCCAGAUUGCCAUGGGUGUGUUCCUUUUCCUGAUUGAGUUCCUCUUUCCAGCAAUCCUGACAAUAAACUUUCAAGUCCUUACAGCACAUGCAUUGCAUCGCCAGGCACGACUUCAACUAGGUGAAGCGAAACAGCUUGACAUAUCCAAUCCUUCAACCCGACAUCUCAUCGCCAAGAAACGCGUUCUGCAAACACUAUUUAUCGUAGUUUUGAUCUUUCUGAUCUGCUGGGGGCCUGCUAAUAUAGUCUACCUUGCUUUCAAUCUAGGAUUCAUUCCCGAUUUAUACCUUUAUAGCCCGUUUCACCGCGCUCUUUCAAUUCUAGGAUUCUGCAACUCAUGCGCCAACCCUAUCAUCUAUACUGUUCGCUACCCUGAAUUCCGUACAGCUGUGCGAGAGCUUUUCACCAGAGGUCAGCUCGCAGAGGCUCCACUAUUUGGGGAUAGGGAAACCAAGUAA
Lytechinus pictus (painted urchin) is the source of this 1095-nucleotide messenger RNA. Its product is annotated as galanin receptor type 1-like. Gene Ontology annotation, cellular component: membrane. The transcript has a single exon. NCBI's taxonomy places the organism in Eukaryota, Metazoa, Echinodermata, Echinoidea, Temnopleuroida, Toxopneustidae. Gene Ontology annotation, molecular function: G protein-coupled receptor activity. Bases 1 to 1095 code for a protein of 364 amino acids. The record is from RefSeq and is a predicted model, not a curated record. Gene Ontology annotation, biological process: G protein-coupled receptor signaling pathway.